AUAUUUUUUUGGGAUAAUCUGUGACUGGUAAAAUAAAAUUGUGAAUGUAAAAUAGCUACCAACUGCAGCUGUUUAGUUUACAGCAGUGAAGCACCAUUAACAUCUUGGCUACAAAUGACCAAAACAAAUCUUAUGUUUAAAGGUUUGAAACUAAAUAAGUUGGAAAAUUUUUGAAGAAACACGUGCAAAUAAUUUUCACCUUUCAAAUAAAAUUUCAUUUUGCUACCAUUGCUCAAAAAAAAAAUUUUCCAGUCACAAAUGCAUUUGUCCACUACAAUCACUUUCCUCAGCUUCUUUAAUCAUUUAAAGUUUUUCAGCAACUUCUUUAUUGUUCUAACUACAAACAUUUGGUAAUCAUUGUAUCUUUCUCGCAGAUUGACUUACAAUGUGCCUGUUGUCCGAUAAGCCACAUCGGGUUAAACCUGGAAUUUUGCAAAACAUGUGCUAUGCAACAUUUAAAGUUUCGAACAAGUCCUUUACGACCUUCACAAUUAAAAAUUACAUAAUUGUAAUAAAUAUCCAGGGCAUUGAACUCAAAACAUUGUUCAAUGAUUUACACUGCCAUAUAUUUUGCAUUUUUGUACAUUAAUAGUACUCACUCAAGUCCAUGUAUGGUGUCUCAGUAUAAUGUACAAUAGAGGUUCUAAUAUUUCAUUCUGGAGAAAAAAUUAAUAAAAAAAAAAGUUUCAGCAGGUAUGAGAAAUAAAUUACAGUGAACAGUAUUUUUUAAUAUACCUUGCAUUCAAAAUGUGGUUAUAGUUUUUUUGUGGGUUGGAUAAUUUUUCCUGUAAUGUAUGGUAUAGAGUUUGAAUUUAUUUUAUAUCUUUGUUACAAGCAACUAAAUGUAUCCAUGUUGAUAAAUUUUUAAUUUUUAAAUAAUUACUCAUUGAUUUUGAUUUGUUUGGGUGAAUAGAUUAUUUUCUUUGUGAAUAUGUUAACUACCAGUAUUACAUCUCAACAUACCGCAUAUUUUAAAUCAAGACUUUUUUAUGUUAUCCAAAAGAAUGUUGUUUGUAAAUGUGUUUAGCAGAAUAUUAUUUAUAUGUGAAAUGGUUUGGUGAAGAAAAAUGUUUUCAAUAAAUUGUAGUCUUAGGCAGUUUGCAAUACUUCAUUUCAGUUCAUAUGCACAAUUGUUUACUUCGUAAAAUUAAACAAUUUUACAUGGUAACAAUAUUGAAUAAUAAGUGUGAUUGUGAAAAUUUCUAGUCACUUUCUGGCUCUCUUAAAAAUUAUAUCAAAUAGUUUUUAAUUCUGUAGAAUGUCUACACAAUGCAGGUUUUAAAAUUCUUUUGUAUGCUUAUAACUUUGUUGUGGGUAAUUUAUUCUGGUUUAAUGUUACCUGUAUUUAACUUUUUUUUAAUAUAAUUUGCGAAUGGAGUUUUCUAAUCAAAACAAUUCUGUUAAAAUCAUCACAAACUGUUUCCUGCAUUAUAAAUUGCUAGUAGUCAUGUUGUGCAAACACUGCAAGUUACUGCAAUCUAUGAAAACAAAAAAUGGUGGUCUUUAUAUUCCUGCUUAAGGCUUUGUCUAUGCUGAGUUGAGUAUUUAAUUUUGUGGUCAGUACUAAAAAUUAAGGGAUCUUCCUGUAAAUUUAUUUUGAUAGCUUUCUUGCUUUUAUUAUUGGGUCACUGGUUUUUAACACCGGAUAUUUACUAGACAUUUUUAGGCUGGAAAAGGUUUGCGCUGUCAGUCAUAAUCAUGAACAAUUGCAUGAAUUUGGGUCAAAACAUAAAAUGCAAUAGAGCUGUCAUGAAAUAUCUACAGGAAAGCCGUCAAAUAGUAGAAAUAACAGGUUGGAAAAUAAACAGCAUGGAGUGUGAAACCAGUGUUAAGAAUGCUAUUUAAUUUUUAUUUUUGUUCAAGAAAUUUUUUUUUGUCUUAUUACUAGUUAAGGUGUUUGGCUUUCAAAACUGUAUCUUUUAUUGAUGCAACUUGGAUACUGUUCAAGCUACAAUAAAUUUAAAUUUAAAUUAAAUUGUUUGUACAAACAAUUUUCAAGCUUUAAACAUUUUAAAUUUCAACUAGAGGUAAAAUAAAAUCUAAAUUUUUAUGUACUUAGAGUUUGAUUAUAAUUUCAUAAAAUUGUAAAUUUUUAUCACAUGGGCCAUAAUAUUGUGACUGUCACAGUAACCAUCAUAACACAAUGAAAAUUAGUUUUUUAUGUGUGUAAUAUUGAGUAUAUGUACAUAAUAUAAGUACUUUCUAAAACUUGAGUAACUAUGAUUAAAAAAAUAUUUAUAUAUUUGUUUAUACCCAAGAAUUUGAUGUGAUGAAAGUUUUUGAAAAAAAUAACUUUUAGGUGAUUAACUGUGCCAAUAAUUUUUGUUUUAAAAUUUAAAUAUAAAAUUGUAUUGUAUGACCAGAUUUAAUUGAGACUGGUGAGUUGUUUCUGGUGAUGUUUAUUUACGAACAAUAGUGUAUUUUAUAGUCUGAAGCAUCCAGCAUAUUAUAAUAUUAGUUGAGUCUGUUGAGUUCACUCUGUGAUGUAGAUUACCUAUAACAAUAUUUCAUUUCAAAGCUAUUGUGCCUGUAAAUUAACUUAAUGUGCUUGCUAAACAAGUAUAUAUUAAAACAUUUAAGUUAUUUUACUUUUUGUUUGUGAUAAAGUUUUAUAUAUUUUUAAAUUCUGAUAAUUGUGUUAAUUUGUACCAACAAUGAAAGAUUGGAAAAUUUUAAUACAUUCCCUUUAUUAUAUGCUUCAUACACUCUCUUAUAUUACCAACAGUAGUAUGUUCUCCCCCACAUUAAGUAUUGCUGAGUGAUUUAGAUUUAUGGAAGAAAAUGCACUACAGAUUUGCAUAUAUAACUACUGGUAAUUCUUUAAAAAAUACAAUUCAAAUUGCAGUUUAAAUUACGUAUUUUGGUAAAACUUCAAAAAUUAUGUUGUUAUUGUUUGAGAAAUGGUUUCUCUUUGAAGAUAAAAAUAAAGUACCUAUGAAACAAAAGCAGUUCUGAAAUCUCAAAUUUCCUAGUACAUAAAUUACAAGAUAAGAAUAGAACAGCAUUAUUAGUGUGAAAGAAGUUCCUUCUUUCAUGAAUUGGGGUUUAUCAUUUGUAUUUAUGUAUUUUUAGCUCUGAUAAAAUAUGUAUCUUAAAAGUAAUUUAGUUUCUUAACAAUAAGAACAAAAAUGCAAACUUAUGAAUUGCACUGGUGAGUUUUACAUAAGUAAUGUACAAAAUUUUUUUUACAAAUGAAUUGUGUCUGAAUCAAAUUGUUUUUCAACACAGGUAUUGAGAAUGAUUUUUUUUUUAGUAUUGGUGUGCUCUGAUUUGUGUUUAAAUGAAUGAAAAUGUGCAUGUUAGGAUCAAUCUUUUGUACUUUAGAUAUUGUGAGGUUUGCUUUGUAAUAUGCAAGACAUGCUAGUACACUUAUGUGUGUAGUGAACUUCAUAUUGAUGGGGAAUGUGUUUAUGCUGUUAUACUUUGUUAUUUAUUCAGAAAUAAAACAUCUAACAAAAUUAUUGCUAGAAAUUAAUUUUGUUCUUUUAUCUCUUGUUUUGUAAAUUUUUUAAAUUUAUGGUUGGGAAAUCAAAAUUUAUCUCUUAAAUAUGAGUAAUAUUUUUAUUCUUUCUUUCAAAUUAGGAUACCCAGAGUAAAAGCCUCUUAAGGUUAAUAACUGCUGACGUGCAUUUAUCUCAUUUGCAAUAUUGAAAUUUUUUAUGCCUUUUUUAUGUUGUGAUACAAAUAAAUUUAACACUUUUUAAGCAACACAAGUACGUACUUUUAAACAGAAACUCUGAAUACUGCAUAUUCAGUGUAUAGGGGGUUUGCAUGUUAAACUGGAAUGUGUAUGUUUUUGUCAGUAAUUAUGACAGGACUUUCAUACAACUGCCAAAUUGAAGAUUUUGUAAGCAUUAAGUUUGGUAUGUGAACAAAAUUUAAAUGUUAAUUUUUGUUAUAUUUAAUGCGAAGUAUUUGUUUAGUUACAGUUUUCAGGUGUUACGGUUUACUGCCGUGAAGACGAUGUAGCAAAUAUGGCCAAACCUUUAAUGUUAGGAAAAGUCUAAGGUGACAACAUAUCUCUCUAAAUAGUUGCAGCAGCGAAUUAAUUUAAUGCAUGUUUUGAUGGUGCCGGACACAAGUAACCGCUGAGGGACGGUCAUAUGAUUUUCGCUGGUGGGGGGGAAUGGCCUUGUUGCCAUUGCAUCUGUUGAAUCGCCUCUACCUACAUGGGCACAACCAGGAUUUUUGGAAGAGGUGAGUCUAAGGAAGCGGUAAUAAUACUGUGAGGUAUUGAUAAAUUGUAAAUAUAACAAACACUUUAAUCUGUGUUAUUAACCAAUAAUUUUAGCAACAAGAAAUUGACCGCAAAAAUUCAAAAGUGUGUAACUACUCUAUGGAGUAGGCUAAUUUUGUGCUUCAUGAUACGCCUGUCUCCAAGGUGUACAUAUCUCUUUGGCGUUACAGAGUCAGAGUCGGUGAUGAGCGUAACAAUACUAAGAGUUGUUGGAUUGUAAAUUGUUUGAUACUUAAUUUGACUAUUAAUGGUGUAUCCUCACGCCGGUUUUUUUUCUUGAAUCCAGUUAGUGUGUUGUAAUAUCUCAGUAUUUCAGAGUACUGAAACUGUGCUGAUUAAGUUAAUUUACGUUUUGCAUUAUCGUCGCCUAGCCACAACGUCAUAAGGACUCUAUUUACAUUCUCAGGAUGUUUGUUUGCAAACUGUGUUUUGUUUUUAAACCGUAUUUAAUGGCUUUUGAGACACGUUGACACUAUAAAUUUUAUUUAAAUUAUUAUUUUAUGAACAUUUUCGGCCGUUAAAUACAGUUUCUUUUGAUUUCUCGCAUGGUGCUUCGUGAUUGGCUGAGGUUUGCCGGCGCCUGUAAAGAAGCGCGAGGAUGAUGGGAAAUCGAACGUUUUCUACCGUUUGGUCCAGUGAGACUGCCAGUCCUGGCAGCAGUGAUAAUUAAAGUGUAAUUCACGUGUGCGGGCGCGAUCACGGUGUAAUGCUAUGCCACUUAACUAGCGGGCCCUUAAAUACUUUAGAGAGGACCUUGUCUAGUGGGCCGGCGAGGUAUUGAAUAGCGCUCCUCCCGAAUAAAAAACGAUAAAAAGGUUUUUAAACCAACCUCAUACUUAAAUUAAGCGAAUGUAUUCUUUCCUGGUAAAUUAGAUUCGAGUUAGUUUUAGAAAUGCUGAUAGAAUUACGGUGAAGUCGCGUCAUUACAUGAGAAUAACAUUUUUGAAAGUUUCAUUGUGAGAAAUCAUGAAGAGAGAACUGGAAUAUAAAAAGGUGGCAGCACUUGAGGAAGGAUGCCUGCCAGGAAGGGGCUCCUCGCUCCGCAGAACACUUUUCUGGACACCAUCGCCACGCGCUUCGAUGGCACCCACAGCAACUUCGUGCUGGGCAACGCGCAGGUGCCGACGCUGUACCCCAUCGUGUACUGCUCGGACGGCUUCUGCGAGCUGACGGGGUUCGCGCGCGCGCAGAUCAUGCAGAAGGGCUGCGCGUGCAAGUUCCUGUACGGCCCGGACACCGCCGACGACCACAAGGCGCAGAUCGAGAAGGCCUUGGAGUGCAAGACCGAGCUCAAGCUGGAGGUCAUCUUCUACAAGAAGAAUGCGACCCCGUUCUGGUGCCUGCUGGACAUCGUGCCCAUCAAGAACGAGAAGCGCGAGGUGGUGCUGUUCCUCGCCUCGCACAAGGACGUCACGCACACCAAGAUGGCCGAGCUGAGGAUAUGUGAGUUGUACGACAGUGACGCCAAUGGCAACGUGGACCCGGAGGCGCCGCCGGCCAACUACGAAAGGCGCAGGAGUCGGGCCGUGCUGUACCAACUGUCGGGCCACUACAAGCAGGACAAGGUGAAGACCAAGCUCAAGCUCAACAACACCCUGCUGCAGCCGUCGGCGGGCCCGCUGCCGGAGUACAAGACAGCGGCGCUGAAGAAGUCGCGCUUCAUCCUGUCGCACUACGGCGUGUUCAAGAGCUGCUGGGACUGGCUGAUCCUCAUCGCCACCUUCUACGUGGCCGUCGUCGUGCCGUACAACGCCAGCUUCGUGAACCUCGACCGGCCGUCCAUGGUCAGCGACGUGGUGGUCGAGGCGCUCUUCAUCGUCGACAUCAUCCUGAACUUCCGCACCACGUACGUGAGCCGCAAGGGCGAGGUGGUGUCCAACUCGCGAUCCAUCGCGCUCAACUACCUCAAGAGCUGGUUCCUCGUGGACCUGCUGGCGGCGCUGCCCUUCGACCUGCUGUACGCCUCCGACGUCUACAGCGGCGAGGGGGCGGGGCACGGCCACAUCCACAUGCUGAAGCUGACGAGGCUGCUGCGGCUCGCGCGGCUGCUGCAGAAGAUGGACCGCUACUCGCAGUACAGCGCCAUGAUCCUCACCCUGCUCAUGCUGUCCUUCACGCUGGUCGCGCACUGGCUCGCCUGCCUGUGGUACGUCAUCGCCGAGAAGGAGCGCGUCCGGAACGACAAGGACUGGGACCUGGGCUGGAUUCACACGAUGGCGGACCGCCUGAAGGUGCCGGUGGAGAACGUGAGCCACGCAGAGUCGUACGUCACGGCGCUCUACUUCACCUGCUCCAGCCUCACGAGCGUGGGCUUCGGGAACGUGUCGGCCAACACCAGCUCCGAGAAGAUAUUCAGCAUCUGCACCAUGCUCAUCGGAGCGCUGAUGCACGCGGUAGUGUUCGGCAACGUGACAGCCAUCAUCCAGAGGAUGUACUCGCGCCGGUCCUUGUACCAGACCAAGUGGCGGGACCUCAAGGACUUCCUCACCCUGCACCAGAUCCCCAAGGAGAUGAAGCAGCGCAUGCAGGACUACUUCCAGACCAUGUGGUCGCUCAACCACGGCAUCGAUAUCCAUGAGACGCUGAAGGAGUUUCCCGAAGAGCUGCGCGGAGACGUCUCCAUGCACCUGCACCGGGAGAUCCUGCAGCUGCCCAUCUUCGAGGCGGCGUCGCAGGGCUGCCUCAAGCUGCUGUCGCUGCACAUACGCAGCAACUUCUGCGCCCCCGGGGAGUACCUCAUCCACAAGGGCGACGCGCUGCAGUACAUCUACUACCUGUGCAACGGCUCCAUGGAGGUGGUGCAGAACAGCAUGGUGGUGGCCAUCCUGGGGAAGGGCGACCUGUUCGGCUGCGACAUCACCAUGUACCUGCAGGGUUCCGGCGGCGGCGGGGGCGGCUGCGGGGGCGGGGGAGGGUCCGGCGGCGGCGGCGGCGGGGGAGGCGGCAACAGCUCCGACGUCGUGGUGAAGUCGAGCUGCGACGUCAAGGCGCUCACCUACUGCGACCUCAAGUGCAUCAACAUGCAGGGGCUGGUGGACGUGCUGCGGCUGUACCCGGAGUACCAGCAGGAGUUCGCGCACGACAUCCAGCACGACCUCACCUACAACCUGCGCGAGGGCUACGAGGCGGAGCAAGAGUCGGACAUGAACGGCGUGCCGUCGCUGACGCUGCCCUCCAUCAGCGAGGACGACGAGAACAUCCCGGAGGAGGGCGAGACGUCCCCGCUGUCUCCCCCCAGCAGGUCGCCGCUGCACGCCUCCGCCAGCCCGCGCCACGCCAAGUUCAACCCCAGGGUGGAGGAGCUGCGAGGAGGGGCGGGCGGCGAGGCGGGGCCCCGCGGCGGCCGGCGGGGCAAGGACCGGGCUAGGGCCGCCAACCAGCGCACCGGCUCCCUGGAGGGGCUCAGCUCUGAGCUGCGCGGCGAGGUGGAGCAGACGAGGAGCAGCGUGGAGCGGCUCGACACCCAGGUGUCUUCCCUGCACCACGACGUGGCCACGCUCAGCCUCGAGGUGAGGAACGCGAUCCAGGCGCUGCAGGAGCUGGCGAGCAGCAACUCGGCCAUGUCGGCGCGCUACCCCUACCCGCUGCCAGUCCACUCCAACCCCAGCCUGCCGGACAGCAGCAGCCUGCGUCGCGGGCACGCAGCGUCCCUGCAGCGCAGCUCGUCGCACCCGCCCGACAUGUUCUGCUGGGACGACGGCGGCGGCUCGGGCAGCGUGGUAGGGGCGGCGGGGGCGGUAUGCCGCGCUGACUGCAGCACGCAGACCGAGCCGCCGCCCCCCGACCUCGCCGACCCCCGGCGGGUGCUGCUGGCCCUCGGGCUGGACCCCGACGCGCUGCUGCCUCCGCCGCCCCCAGCGGACUGGAGCCCCUGGCACGACGGCCGGCGCCGGCAGCCGCAGCACCGGUACAGCGCGGGCGACGCCGAGGGCGGGUACCCCGGGGCGCCGGGGGUCGUUCCCGCGUCGCGGUCGCUCGUCCUGCACCCGUUCACCACCUGA
This is a messenger RNA of Bacillus rossius redtenbacheri, 8238 nucleotides long. RefSeq names its product potassium voltage-gated channel subfamily H member 8 (gene Elk). The transcript is spliced from 16 exons. Gene Ontology annotation, cellular component: plasma membrane. Gene Ontology annotation, molecular function: voltage-gated potassium channel activity. The record is from RefSeq and is a predicted model, not a curated record. Bases 5251 to 8238 code for a protein of 995 amino acids. Lineage: Eukaryota; Metazoa; Arthropoda; Insecta; Phasmatodea; Bacillidae. Gene Ontology annotation, biological process: potassium ion transmembrane transport; regulation of membrane potential.